Bombus huntii is the source of this 6026-nucleotide messenger RNA. RefSeq names its product optineurin-like. The record is from RefSeq and is a predicted model, not a curated record. NCBI's taxonomy places the organism in Eukaryota, Metazoa, Arthropoda, Insecta, Hymenoptera, Apidae. Gene Ontology annotation, molecular function: K63-linked polyubiquitin modification-dependent protein binding. The transcript is spliced from 6 exons. Bases 4396 to 5742 code for a protein of 448 amino acids. Gene Ontology annotation, biological process: regulation of canonical NF-kappaB signal transduction. Gene Ontology annotation, cellular component: cytoplasm; nucleus.
GUUCUGAAACGAUUCGAGUCGUUUUGAGCAUGUACACACAGUGAAACGAAGAGUUCGGACAUGAUUUGAAGCUUCUGAAAGUCUCGAUGAGUGUUGAAUCUUGAGGCCUCGCCGGGGCUUCGGUCUCUAAAGUUUCGAUGAGUUUCGAAAGUCGCGAUAGAUUUUGUAAAUUUUAAAAAUCAUGAAAGUCUUGGCGAAUUUUUAAAUCUCUCGAAUCGUAUCGAAGUUGAGAUUCAAACUCUCGCCGCUACUCUUACCGAGAUACUCACAUUGUACCGUCGAGUGUCUGGUCUAGAAGAAACAAAUAGAGUUUAGUUAGCAGCGUAGCGUAUUAACAACGGCACGGCCAACCGAGUUUGAUAGUAUUAUUAAAUAGAUUAAUAGAAAGUUAUAUUUUUCGAAUGUAUCCUUUUUAGGGGAAAAGAUCCAUCUAUAUAGAAUAUAAUCAUACCUAUUUAUAUAUGCAAUGUCUUUUUAUGUUUUAAUUAUCCAUGUGAUUAAUCGAAGUUAUUACAUUUACGUUCACAUUUCGUUUCUUAUUAACUUAUGCUAAUAUAAUUACAUGUGUGCAUAUUAAUUAGAGUUCACAGUCCGUUAGGACGAGUUCGUAAGAAUAAGCCAGAUCACGUGCCUUUCUGAACUAUGUUCCACACAAUUAAUAAAUUAAAUAGUCAUACCACCUGUAACCAAAAUAUUACUAAAUCUUUCAAAAUGUUGGUGAAAAUAUUAUAUUUCCGAUAAAUACAUAUAAACAAUUCUCAACAGCUUCGGUUACAUAAUAUGCGUCGCUAUCUACCAAGUAAGAAUUACGUCAAUUACAAUUUGCAUCGGAAGAAAAAAAAUUAUACCUAAUUCAGCUACUUGCUUCGAUAAUCAUUUCUCGAAUACGCGUGUCAUUUUGCUCACUAAAAGGUAUUGCAAGUUUCUUUAGAAAACGGCAUACAAUAUAGUACCAUUUGGCAGUUUCUUAUCAAGCAUUCAAAAAUGACACUAGUAGGUACUAAUAAUAAUGUAUCGCGUGAGUUUACGUCAAAAUCGGAUCUGCCAAUCGCGUCACUUUUGACGAAGUCUCUUCAUAGUAGUUUCCGAGUUCUUCUUACCAUUAAUUCUACUUCAAGUUACAAAAAUUUGUGACACAUUAAUUUUUAUAUAUCGUUAUAACAUUCAAUCUUGGUGCAAACAUUUAUCGCGUUGCGAUAAAUCGUCUAUCAUAUAUCGAGAUCACAUGUUUAAAGUAAUUCUAUAUUGAGACUGUAAUCUCCUGUUUAGAGGAAUAUUACUGAAAGUAUAUUUGUUUACAUUUAGAAAUCGUUUUUUCACUCACUAAAAGAUAAGCCUGUAUUUACGUGUGCCAGGAAUAUCGUCAGAGUCCAAUUGAUAACGGAUGAUGUAGAGACACCGAAAAUGUUAUCAAUAGGUAACCUGCAUAUAUCUGCAUAUAUCUAAUACUGUAUAUAUCUAGCAGAAAAUUUAAGAAGGUGGGUUACCAGAGUUUUGUUGCGCAACUCAAAUAUUUACUGAUAAACUGAUAUAGAGCAACGCAAUUUCAAAGCUAAAGUUAUCAUUUAAAGUGCCACUACUUACUGACUGUAAAGAAAGAUUGAUAUAUAAAAAUAUUAACGUUAAUAUCAUCAUUUGGAGAAACGUAUUCGUUGUCUUCGUAUGGACGCAAAAUAAUCUUCAAAUUUUCGUUUAAUUUUUAUUACAAUAUAAUUUUAACGAUCACUAGUGCUGGUUUAUGCAAAAAUGUAUGCGCAAUUCAAUAAAAUAUUGAUUCUUUAUAGGUUAUUUAUGAGAUAAAAUCCACAUAUACUACGUAGUCCGGUUUGGAGAUCAGUAGAAUAAGGCAGAGAUAGUAUACCAUCAGCCGGUAGGCAUCUGCCUGACCUAACGUGUCUAUUUCUCCUUAACAUAUCAUACGAUGCAACUGUUCAAUAUUCGAUUUCUACGAAUGAUGUUGCAUAUCAUUAUGCAUGUUUCUAAAAAAAAAAAAAAAACGAAGUAACGUAAGAAAUAACGAAUUUAAAUAUUCCUUCAAAAUUAUUACAUUACAAAAUUGUAAAUUCUUCGUAAAACGAGAAAUAAAUGAUUAUUAACGGAUAAUUUAGGCUAGAUAGAAAACUUGAAAUAUAAAAGAUAAGAAACAAAAAUAAAAAGUCAUAUGAUAUGGAGAUAUCAAAUUGUAUAACUGCUUUAAAUUCAUAUCGAGUCGCUGCGAAGAUAUUUUUUAUUUUGUACAUGACGUAAAAAAGAAAAUAUUUCCGAAAGAACAGAAAAACUGAUUAUCUCUUGUUUACGAGAUUAUAUUUAUACUCUAAUAGUACAUCCGACAUUUUCGUCAGCAACAACUAAUUGAUUACGAAACUGAAGGAAAGAAAUAUCGCAUGCAUCAUGCACUUUAUGUUUUCUGUAUUAUUCUUCUUCAAUUAUGCAGAUCAUUUGUUGGAUUAAUUAAGGAAACAUUAAUCAUCUGCACUCGCAAAUUCCAUAGAGCGAGCUUUGAUAUUCUUUUAUACAUUGUUGUGAGUAGACUGGUUUGAAGUCUAUAACUUUUUUUAUAAAGUGUCAAAGAAUUUUCAUAAUCUUCUACUCUUUUAUUUUUUAUAUAAAAUAAGUUGUUGGACAUGCAUCAUUGGAUUAACGGUUAGAGGAUCUUAUACUUGCAUACGUCCGCGUGAACAAGUUUGCUGAUUUCUAGGGAACAUCGAAUAAUUUUUAAUCUUAUUUUUUUACAUUUUAGUCUUUAACUGUCAUCCGACAAUAUACAUUGAACCUGUGAUAAUAAAUUUUAGUAUGUUGAGUCAAAUCGUUAUCAUUCUUUCGCAAUAUACGUAUAUCUAACAUACUCAUCGUGUGAAUGACGUGCUGCAUCGUUACAUAAGCGUAUCAAUGGGACGGUAAUUUUAAUUUUAUCUGUGUCGAGUCAUUGACUUAAUCAUUGACUAAAUACAGAAUAGACCUGACACUAUAUGGGAUUUAUUAUGGAAUUUAUUUAUUCAUUUGUAUCUCACAUUCUGAAAUACCGAUCACGAGAAAAAUCAGUGUGUCUCUUACGUUUUCUAGGAUUUGCUACAACAAAUAUGAGAAUUAUAUUCAAUUCAAUCGUCGCGUCGCAAGCGAUAACGAAUUUGUCAUCUUAUGGGAUAUCGUCACACGUAAUACUGUAAUAGUACAUUGGACGAGGUACAGGAUGUAUUGUCCUCACGGCAGCAGGAAAGUAAAGGAUAACUCAAAACUGACCCGAUACUCACGAUUCAAAAUCCCGCGCAAAAUGGCCGUUACCAACGUGUUUUAUUUCAUAUUUAUUUACAGUCAGCGACUCUCCUCAUUGGAUGAAUCGUGAAUAGAAACCAAUAUGGCAUCAAAAAGCCGCGUAAAAUACACUAAAAUAAACGUUACAUGUUAGACAAAUCUAUGUGUUAAUCUAUGAUUUUACGUACGCAUAAUUUUUGAAGUGAUAAAUUCAUAACAUCCAUAGUAUCUUAAUCUACCGGGGUGGAGCCAAAGAAAUGGAUUUUGGAUGUGCACGUUCACUGCAAAGAAACGUCAAUUCCUGAUUCUUUCAUUUAGUAUUUGAAGAGUUUGCGCGUUUAAAAGGACACUUUAAUCCAAUUAACUCCCUAACAUUUCACCCUAACAAUCGUAGUUUCUCAACGGGUGAAGAAGAUGGUUUAUGUUCGUAUUAAUAUAUUUGAUCAAUCUUAUUUUAAGUACUAAUUUUAUGAAAUAAAGAUAAAUAUAGAUGUAUCAAUUAAAUGAAUGGCAUAAAUUAUUUUUUCUAUUCAUUUUCUUGGUAUAAACAUUAGAGUAGAGGCCUGGUACAAUAUGUCAGAAAUAAAGAUUUACUAUGUUAUUUAAAUUUACUGUUCAUAUAAUACAUCAUUUUUGUAGCAAAAACAUGGAAUAGUCCUAAAUAUUUAAGGCACGUAGGUGAAUUAUAUUGAAUAUAAACUUAUUUCUUAUUUUAAUAAUUUAACACUAACACCUUACACUCUCAUUUCCUUUCUAGUAGAAACUGGUACAAAAUUGUUAGAAAUAAACUCUAAAUAGUGAAAUAUUUGCACAGUUGGUAAGAAAAAGUCCGACAUUUUGUGUGAAUCAAUUAUCCAGGGUUUCUACUAUAUAUUAAAGUAUAUAUUUAUUCCAAACGUAAUCUGAAACCAAAAAAUUUUCUCUCUGCCAAAAGUUAAUUUUUACAAAUAAAAUUCGAUAGUAGAAUAAAUUAAGAAAUAUUUCUGUUUAUUAAGAAAUUAAUUAAUUUUAUGAUUGGACAUGAUCGCUUUGUAGCGCUGUUAUUCAUAUAAUUCAUCAACAUAUACAAAGUGAAAUAUGAUGAACCGUCAGUUUUCUACGACGUCAUAUUUAUAAAACAGUGAUUCUGAUGAUUUUUUAACCAUGGAGCCUAGUGAAGAACAAAAAUCUACAUCAGAAGAGCAGAACUCAACCAAACUAUUGAAUAUUAAUCCAAGACUAUAUGCCGAGCCAGAAAGCCAUUUGCAGAAUCUUGGGUUUACUGUAAAUAAUGGAAAGGCUAGAUUCAAAUUGGAUGAGGAUGCACCUUUGUACUGUAAAACAGCAGUUAAAGAUGUUUGUGCUGUUGAUGAAGAUGACACAUCAUUAUCUUUUGUGGUGCUAGGUAAAGAUUCAUUGGAUACUAUCCAACAGUCAUCGCUUGCAUCUUAUGUUGAUAUUCAACAAAAGUGUAUGUCUAUUGAUUAUAAUUCUAUGAUAGCGUCAUGGGAUUCAGCAGAAGUACAUCAAAAGUUAAAUGAGGUGUUACAAGAAAACACAAAAUUAAAGGAAACAUUAAAACAGAAUAAUAUAGCUAUGAAACAACAAUUUAACACACUAGUGACGUGGCAAGAAGAUAUUAUGAGAAUACAUCAAAAUCAUAAGAAAAAAUUUGCAGAAACUAGAGAAUUAAUAAACUACCUUAAAAAAGAAAAUACGGACCUAAAAAUGAGACUUAGCUCUGAACUAACUAGUCAUUCGGAAAUGGGAUACGAGUUUCUUGAUGCAAAUGAUAAACAAGAUACAGCAAGAGAGGAAAAAGUGUCUAUUCCUGAAAAUCAACUUAGUGAACAAGUUUGUUGUGAAUUAGACUCGAUAUUGAAUGAAAAUACAGACAAAGUAAAGAUACUAAAGGAAGGUGGGACUUCAGAAUCCAUUGAAAAAACUGUAGAAUCAGAACAAGAAAACGCUGAUAAUAAACGAUUUUUCGAAGAAGAAAAAAUCGCACUUCAGAAAGAGAGAGAAAAUCUUGAAGAAGAAAAGAAAAUGCUUGACAGUCAAAAAAAGACCUUGGAAUUAGAAUACAAAAAUUUAAACAGUGCUAAAGAACUUCUACAGCAAGAAAAAAUUAGUUUACAAGAAGAACAAACAUCUUUGGACCAACAAAGUCAAUUAUAUGAAAUUUAUUAUAAAAAGUCUUUAGAAUCAGAAAAGGAAAAAUUUCAAACAAAAUAUAACCAGCUAAUUGCUGAAAUUGGUGUGAUGCAUGAAAGUGUACAGAAAAAAAAAGCAUGUAUAAAAGAGCUGCAGAAAGAAUUAGCACAAUAUGUGGAAGAUAACAGUUUGCUGCGAACACAGUUAAGACUUCAUGAAGAAGAUUUUGGACAGGAGAGAAAACUCAGGGAGAUAUUAUUACAAGAGAAAAAUGCACUAAAUGCAGAUUUACAAAAACAAAUAGAAUUUAACGAGAAACUACAACAACAAAUUAAAUCUCUAAACAGACAUUAUUGAACAAUUACAGCCCCCACUGUUAUCAUUGUCAUGUCCAAACUGUAAUUGUACAUUCCCAAAUGUACAUUUACUGGAAACUCAUGUUAAUGAUUGUUUAAGUUUAGACUAGUGCAAAAUCUUAAAAUACAUAUUUUGUUAAAUAUGUGUAUAAUUAUAAAAAUAGAAAUAUUGAUAGAUAUAAAAAUGUUUCCAUUAAUGUUAUAUUAGACAACAUACAUUUUAUUGUAAUAGAAGUUGUAAAUAAGAUGAAAUAAAAUUAUUUAAAUUUUAGUAUUAAAUAUAAA